Messenger RNA from Mesocricetus auratus (golden hamster), 1228 nucleotides. It is a transcript of the gene Ccdc90b, whose product is annotated as coiled-coil domain containing 90B. NCBI's taxonomy places the organism in Eukaryota, Metazoa, Chordata, Mammalia, Rodentia, Cricetidae. The transcript is spliced from 9 exons. The record is from RefSeq and is a predicted model, not a curated record. Gene Ontology annotation, cellular component: mitochondrion. The coding region runs from base 27 to 800 and encodes 257 amino acids.
UCUUGCUGACCCGGAUCUCCGAGAAUAUGAGGAUGAGGAGCCGCUGGAUUUGGCGGCUCCUACGCCCUGACGGCGGUGGGUCCCGCUGGACUUCAACUCCCCACGGGCGUCUGUCACCUGUCCUGCGGAGAGGUUUCUUGACCACCACAACAAAGACAAGUUAUGAUAGGAGGCCAGUGGACAUAACUCCUUUAGAACAAAGAAAAUUAACUUUUGAUACCCAUGCACUGGUGAAGGACUUGGAAACUCACGGAUUUGACAAGACACAAGCACAGACAGUUGUGUCAGUACUAAGUAAAGUAUCGAAUGUCAGCCUGGAUACUAUCUAUAAGGAGAUGGUGACUAAAGCUCAGCAGGAAAUAACAGUCCAACAGCUAAUGGCUCAUUUGGAUUCCAUCAGGAAAGACAUGGUCAUCCUAGAGAAAAGUGAAUUUGCAAAUCUGAGAGCAGAGAAUGAGAAAAUGAAAAUUGAAUUAGAUCAAGUUAAGCAGCAACUGACUCAUGAAAGCAGUCGAAUCAGAGCAGAUAAUAAGUUGGAUAUCAACCUGGAAAGGAGCAGAGUAACAGACAUGUUCACAGAUCAAGAAAGGCAACUUAUGGAAGCAACCAAUGAAUUUACCAAAAAGGAUACCCAAACCAAAAGUAUUAUUUCAGAGACCAGUAAUAAAAUUGACACUGAAAUUGCUUCCUUAAAAACACUGAUGGAGUCGAACAAACUUGAGACAGUUCGCUAUCUUGCAGCCUCGGUGUUCACUUGCUUGGCAAUAGCAUUGGGGUUUUAUCGGUUCUGGAAGGAAUAAUAACACUCCUCCUGUUGCUGCCGAUCAUGCCAUAGACUGUACUUUCUACAAAUUCUUCAAAGUACUCAUGGACUAAAUUAGAAGUGUUUUGGUAUUUUAUUUUUAGGUUAUAUGACUUUAUUAUGUUAAAAAGCUGUCUCCAAAGCCUGGUUUGAGAUAAAAGCACAUUUUGUCCUUAUCCUUUUGAUAACUACAGCAACAUUGCAUUUGAGCUUUGUAGCUUUGUAAAUGAAGUAGGAUUUGUUAUCAGAUUGCAUACUUGAAAAUAAUUCCAUAGACUAUAUACUUACUGGAUUUUACUACCCUGCUUAUUAUUGCAGUUAGAUUUUUUUAUAUAAUAUACUACAAAGUUGUUUGGAUUUUCUAAGUGACUUCCUAUAUAAUUGGAGGGUUUUUUUAGUGAAUAAUAAAUUUUAAAAUAAUGUGUA